Fundulus heteroclitus (mummichog) is the source of this 2345-nucleotide messenger RNA. RefSeq lists its product as uncharacterized. The transcript has 12 exons. Gene Ontology annotation, molecular function: oxidoreductase activity, acting on paired donors, with incorporation or reduction of molecular oxygen, reduced ascorbate as one donor, and incorporation of one atom of oxygen. The record is from RefSeq and is a predicted model, not a curated record. The coding region runs from base 255 to 2258 and encodes 667 amino acids. Lineage: Eukaryota; Metazoa; Chordata; Actinopteri; Cyprinodontiformes; Fundulidae.
UUACUUAUAAUAAACUAGUUUGCUUAAUCAAACCAGCCAAAUUAUAAUGAACGCCUUUUGUCCCCUCGGGGCAGCCGUAGACGCAGAGUCCCGCCUCCAACCCAAAGGUGAAAGCUAUGAGGGUAAAAAGCCACUUCUGGGGGUUUGUGAAACAGCCGCUGGGUGUUUAUUAAACUCGCGUGGACGCCUCUCGGGGAUGCGGGUGCUGAGCUCCUCGUGGUGAGUUUGCGGUCGCCGUUUGGCGGUGGGAAAAAAUGGCUUCGCUGUCUCUGCUGCUCCGGUUCCUGGUCGUCGUGACAGCUCAUGUGACCGAGGCUCGCUGGGGGCCGAGGAGCCGCCUCAUCCUGACCGAGGGCUCUCAUCACCCCCCGGGAAACACCCCCAGUCCUCAGCCCGGUGCUGGCCCGGAGCCUGGUGACCCGGCCCCGGCGUUUCAGGUGCCAACCCUGGACGGGAAGUUCUCCUACGACCCCGCUGAAGGCGCCCUGAAGGGUCCUCUGGUCAUCCACGCCUUCACCAACAAGUCCGGGUUCCUGGAGAGCCUCUGGAGCUCCGAGUCCUCCCUGAAGAGCCUGGUGGAAGGUUUGCCGGAUCGCGCCCAGGUUCUCUUCCUGUCGCUGGACGACUCAGCGGUCAGCGAUGUCCUGUGGAUGCGGGAGCAGCUGCACCUGGCCGCCGCACACAGCAGCUGGAAGGGGGUUCUGACCCGGCUGCACUUCUCUCCUCUGCCGGUCUUCGCCUUGGGAAACUGGAUCCCCAACGUGCUUUAUUACUGGGGCUGCAUUGGGCACAACUGUGGCCUCUCGCAGGCUGUUUUCACUUCUGACGGAUGGAAAUUGCCCAUCGUUGUUAAGAGGCUGGACGCCAGGUAUGACUGGCUCAUGGCACGGUGGAGCAAUAAUCUCUAUCAGCUGGCUGAUGUUGGAGACGGGUGUGAACCCUCGCCGUCUUUAGGGGGCGCUGUGGCCUGGGUGUCAGAAGGAAACUGCUCUUUCUUCACUAAGGUUCAGAGCAUGGCCAAGUCCAAUGCCUCCGGUGUCCUUGUCUAUGCGCUCCCCGGUAACCCGAUCCAGGACAUGAACUGUGCAGGAACCGAGUGUUUCUCUCCUCUCGGUAUCCCCGCUGCCAUGGUGCAUCUGGAGGUUUCGGUCGCUCAGGCGCUCCGGUCCGGACAGGUUGUGAAUGUUUCUUUUCAGACAACUCCAUCCCCAAAUUUCUUCAUCAGCAUUGACCAGCAGGGGGCGCUAGCUGAGAUGGGCUGGUUCCUCUACCCAUCGUUUAGCUUCGUCAACUGGCAGGCCCAGUGGUUUGGAUUCUCUGCUAAUUUGCAGAGCAAACUCCAAAGUCCUGCAAAAGUCACCCCGGUGUUUGAUCAAGUCACAAUGCAAGGCGACAAAGGAGCGGUGGCCACAGUCGACCUGCCGUCAGCAGAUCUGUGGGACUUUGACACGCUGGAGCUCGACGCGUCGCUGUCGUGUCCGGGUAGGAGGGACUCGUCCUGCGCCCAGUGGGACCACACCGUCCAGCUGUUCGUGUGCUGCGACCCGAUGAGUCCGCACUGCAACGUGGAGCUAGGACGGUGGAUCACAGCCUUCCGAAGGGGGUCUGGACACUGGCUGACAGAUGUGUCCCCUCUGAUCCCUUUGUUGGACAGCAACAAAUGCACCUUCACAAUGAAGACGGCGCCCUGGGCGAUGCCUUGGGUCGUUUCCCUCAACCUUAGAUUUAGCGUCAGCAACCAGACAGGUGAAGACUUUGGGAAGCUUCGUCCCUUCAGAGUGACGUCUAUGUACAGCGGGGGAACCUUUGACAAAAACUACAACAAGCGGUACCAGCCAACGAAAUUCCCCGUCCCUUCAUCCACCAAGAAGGUGGAGCUGUAUGCUGUGAUUACGGGCCACGGCAGCGACGAGAACGGCUGCGGGGAAUUCUGCGUCACCUCCCACCAUUUCCUGAUAAACGCCGUUCAUAACAACACUCACAGAUUUGACUCUGCAGGAACAGCUCUUGGCUGCACGAUGCGUGUAAAGGAGGGCGCCGUACCAAACGAGCACGGCACGUGGCUGUAUGGGCGAGGAGGCUGGUGUGACGGCCUGCAGGUCGACCCCUGGAGGAUUGACAUCACCAAACAGCUGAACAUGAGCGACUUUGAAUCCAACACCAUUGUCUAUUUUGGCUUUUUUAACGGGCAGGAUCCAAAUCCAGCUCAGGAGCCUGGAUAUAUCAUCAUGUCGUCUUUUCUCAUCUUCUACAAGUGAUUUUACUUAAUGAAAAGAAAAUCUUCUCAAUUGUGAUUAAUAUUUCUCAGACUGUGCAAUCAAAGAAUACAUUUUUAUUUUUUUCCA